ACUGGUGUAUGAUGUUUCCAUUUUCAGAAUCUUGAAAUAAUUUCAAUGCCAAAUUGCUAUUUAAAAAGUUUUUUUGAAAAUUACUAAGGUGCCUGACUGUUUGAAGAUCCAGAUACCGAUUCCAAACCCUGAGUGAGUGCUCCGCAAGGCUCAAUGGAUAUUAACACUGACUGGUGUUUGAUAUAAGACAAGUGACAACAACGUACGGUUACCACUAUCAGAUAAUUUAUAACACCUAAUCCAUAGCCACCAAUCAGCAUGGCUGCCUAUGGUAGAGGAUCGUUUGAUGGAUUUUCAUCAUACCAGUCAUCCGGGGGAUAUGCCAAAACAGCUGAUGGUGGAAGUGAACACAGCAGGCUGGCUCAAACAGUUGGGAAUAAUAUACAGAAAAUACAACAAAAUGUUACACAGAUUCAAAAAUUGGUUACCCAGAUAGGAACCAGGGAGGAUUCGGACGAUAUUCGUAAUAGAGUUCACCAAACCACCCACUACACCAAUCAACUGGCGAAGGAAACAAACACAUAUUUGAAAGAAUUGGCUCAUCUACAACCUCCAUCGAACCCUUCAGAACAGAGACAAUGGAAAAUGCAGAAGGAGAGAUUGACAGAAGAGUUCAGUGAUGCCUUGAAGAACUUCCAGACAACACAGCGCACAGCGGCUGAGAAGGAAAAAGCUAGCAUGGCACGCGCAAGAGCACAUUCCACUGUGGAAAGGUCACCUUUCAUGGAUGAAAUCCCACCUCCGCCAGAACAAGACUUGAUGGGUACUCCAGGUUUCUCUCAGACAAAAGCAGUCCUUCAAAUGGAGCAAGACAUUGACCUUGAUGGUUUGAGAGAAAGAGAAGAAGCCAUUAAAAAAUUAGAGAGUGAUAUCAUGGACGUAAAUCAAAUAUUUAAAGACUUAGGAAUGCUGGUACAUGAACAGGGUGAAGUUUUAGAUUGUAUAGAAGCCAAUAUAGAAAGUACCCAGAUACAUGUGGAGGAAGGAACUUCACAGCUCAGUAAAGCCCGGGACUAUCAGUCAAAGGCACGGUGGAAGAAAUGUUGUUGCAUCAUCGUACUCAUAGUCAUUCUCAUUAUUGUUGCAAUCAUUAUUACUAUAAUUGUGACUCAGACCCAAAGUAGUAAAUAAAGGGCAAGUCCCGACGGAAGAAGUGUAUAAUUCUGAUAAUUCUACUUAUUGUGAUCGUCAUAUUAAGUCUGAUAAUCUGGGGAUCCACUAGAUAAUCAGCAGAGGUCACUCCUGAUCUACGAGAUUCUGUGGUUGAACCAGGACAUACGAUUAUACCACUGACUUCCCUGUGACGAUUCUACCCCGACAAGUUUAAAUUAUUACCUAAUGUAAUAGGUACUCGACAUACGACCUGUUUAAUGCAGUGCUAUUUGAUGUGCAUAUUAAUUCAUUAUCAACUGACUUACAGUUACAUAGACAUCAGAAGUGGGGUGGGGUCGGGUGACUUGCUUUGGGGGGGGGGGGGGGGGCUCUGCCCUCCAUUUCUGGAUAAGGGUGGUCAGAAGGAUGAACAACAUAAGAAUUUGAAUUAAUAUUUUGUUUUCUGCUGUGAUGAAUUCUUUGGAAAGUUCACAAGAAGUAGUUUACAAUUUAUUAGUGUUACCAAUACAUGUUAGUACAACUAAAGUUGACCAGUUGCUUAUAUAUUCCAACACCUGGGAGUUAGAGUCUUAUACUAUUGGUAGUUGACAUAUACCUUUGUCAAAUUAAUGCAUUGCUCAGACUACCAACUCCCAGCAGAAAGUUGGCCAGCUUCUGUGACAGUCCAGUUGGUAGUCUGAGCACUCUUGGAACUUGAUUUUCAUCAUAUACGACUUCUAUGAUGGCUGUCAUAUCUGAUUCAAAAAAUUAAUCGGGCCCGACAGUUGUUGCCAGUCUGAGCACACAUUACAACUCAACGUGACACCCAGUUGUUUGUCUGAGCACAUUCACCACUCAAUGCAGCCGUUGAGUAGCCAACUUUCCGCUGGCUGUUGACAGUGAUCCUAGCAUUAAAAUCUGACAGUUGUUCACACACAUACACAAACAAAAGCUUAUACCAGAAAGAAGAUAAUGGAUCUGAUGGCUGAGCUGGUUUACUAGUUGUUUCUCAAAUAGCUUAGUGGUCUCGCUGACAGGUCUGUUUUAGUCUUUAUCUGGGAUCCAAGCUGCUAGACAAAAGUGAUUACAGGUUGUUCUGCACCAUGUUCUCAAUCUGCUUUGACAUAUCUGGGUCAUGUCAUAUCAACUAAGAAAGAUCAUGUUUCUUUAAGGGUGUGUUUUUAUUUUUUGUUUUUUUGUAUUGUACUCUUAUAUAACUCAUCAUGAACAAUUAUUUGGUAUACAUUUUAUUAGAAAACAUUGGAACAAAAUAUUAAAAUAUUCAGUUGUAUUAUUCUUGUUAAAUCAAGCUAUUAACAUCAGGGCUUUAAAUAUUUUCUUUGUAAAUUGCUUCUGUUAGCAGAGGCAUGUUAGCCUCUUUGUUCAAGUUAUUUAAUCUAGUGGUAUGUGGACACUAAUGGGGUUUCUGGCCCCUUAAAGGGAUCAUGAAGGUUGUCACAGUCACUGGUAGAGACUGCUGGGUUUUCUUUUAAAACUGCUUGGUAAUAUACUUGUAAAUAAAAGUAAUAGGAAUAUUGGUCUGAACAAAGUGUACGAAACAAACAUUCGGUCACACUGUGCAAUAAAUUGGAUGUCCAUUUAAAAUUUUCGAGUAUAUUAUGGUGCAUUUAAUACAAGAAAAUAUAUUUAAGACUGAAAUUACUAUGAUUUUGUUGCAGUCUAAAGUGCAGAAAAUGUAAUUAUAUCAUAAAAUAAACCAAACCGUGAAUGUUGUGUGGUUGAUUUCUUAAAUUUUACACCACACACAGCACAGACAUUCCACUGCUAUUAGAGUUGUCACCAAAUAUCACCAAAUAUUAUCAUGUCAUCUUUGCAUAUUAUAUUAAUAUUACUUCAUAUGUAAAAAUACUGUGCUAUAGCUAGAAUUCAGUGGAGAAGGGUUGCACAGAAGUGUUACCAGCUAUAGCAUUUCAUUAUUGAAAAUUGUGCAUGACAGCAGGCUAAAAAUGCUUUAAUAUAUAAUACAGUGAGACCACGAUAAUCCGGACUCCAGUUGUGUGAAAAGCCUGCCUUACGGUCAGCCGAAAUACAAAACAAACUCUACACACUGUAAAUGUGUUUGUGAAUUCGCAUAUUCAGCUUUUAGAACCAGACGGCCAUUAUCCAAAACAAAGUGUAAAAAAUUAAUACAAUUUGCUUCACUUGACUGGUGGUAAUUACUUACAGCUGAUCAUACAAAAGACUAAUUUGCUCCGAGGUGACUCAGGUAUGGCCAGUAAACACCAGGAGAAAAAAAACUAAAUAGCAACAAAAGGUCUCACACCUCUAAGUAUGUUUAGAUGUAGAUCCUGUUUGAUAGUUUUGCUUCAAUGUGGGAGAGCCAGGGUUCACUGAUAUAGGUUACUGUUUUGUUAACAUUCAUAAAAUGUAAUUAAUAAAAUUAAGAUUAACAGUCACUGGUAAAACAUUUGUUCAUCUCCCCCAUCUGAUCCUGAAUAAAGCUAAGUCUUGCCCUGCAAUAGCAGGUAUAAAAACAAUGACUUAUGUACAUGUAUAAACACCUAUAUUUAUCACGUUAUUAAGAAUACACUGCUAUUUAGGAAAUAAUGGGACUAAGGAAUAAAUACUUUUAAUAAAUUUGGUCCAACAUUUUAAUGCACAACUGAAGGCAAUAACCACUUUGCAAAAUUAGAGGUUAAACUUGACAACUAAAAUUGUAUUUAUUUAAAGAUUGUCUAUGAUUUCUUUUACAUUCAUUGGGUAUGAACAAAAAAAUCAUCCACAAACUGAAUUGGCAAAGCCGUUCUCACAUAAGUUUGCAGAUGAUUUC
Gigantopelta aegis is the source of this 3883-nucleotide messenger RNA. RefSeq names its product syntaxin-7-like. Gene Ontology annotation, cellular component: membrane; synaptic vesicle; endomembrane system. Gene Ontology annotation, molecular function: SNARE binding; SNAP receptor activity. Lineage: Eukaryota; Metazoa; Mollusca; Gastropoda; Neomphalida; Peltospiridae. The coding region runs from base 259 to 1131 and encodes 290 amino acids. Gene Ontology annotation, biological process: vesicle fusion; vesicle-mediated transport; intracellular protein transport. The record is from RefSeq and is a predicted model, not a curated record. The transcript has 12 exons.